AUGGCGGACGUCGAGAUCCCAGUCAUUCCUCAAGAGAGUCAUAAACCAGAAGAAACAUCUGCAGAGUUUCUAGACGAUACUCCUAUUACCCCUGUUGAAGCUUCCGCUGAAGGCACGGCAGAUGCUGUACCAGAGGACAAUGCCGGAGCAGCAUCGGAAGUAGAUACCGAGACGGAGAGGGAAUCUGUCAAGAGCGCAGAUACAGAAAAGACCACAUCAGAAUCUCCAAAUGGUGUUAAAAAGGAAAAUGCAGUUCCUAGAAGAGCUGGCUCAUCAGCAGCACCAAGACGUCCAAUUUCAGGGAGUGCAACCAGGCCCACCGCUUCUUCUGCGAUCAAGCCAGCUUCUUCAUCCACAACAAAAACUACUGGAGGCUUAAGCAAACCUCCAACGCGCCCAGGAAGUGCAGCUGUUGUGCGAAAACCUACAAGCAGUGCUACACCUUCCAGCACCAGUCAUAGAGCUCCCUCCGCCGCUGGAACUCAUGCAGAUGAGAAGAAAUCUACCACUGCCCCUGCACGACGGGUCUCUCUUGCACCAAGCCACACAAAUGCUUCAAAGACUCCUGGAACAGCUGCAGAAGCUCGGGCCAGACCUUCCUCGAUGCAUAAUACUGCCACCACAACAACCGCGAGAAAGCCUGUUGCAUCAACGCCAGCCGCUGGCCAGACUAGUCCAAAGGCUGCAAAGCCUGCUAGCACAACUGCCCCAAAGCCAGCACCUGCUUCGAGCACUUCUACUACAGCUCGUCCAGUACAUUCUUCCAAGCCUUCAAUUAGCGCUCUUAGCAGUGGCGGUGCAGUUUCGGAAGCUAGAAAACGUCUUAAUGCUCUUCAAGGAGGCGGACCGGUCCAUCCACCACCAAAGCCAUCCGCAUUGUCGUCCGCUCGUUCAGUCAGUGGGGCAUCGCCUUCGACUGCAGCUGCAUCCACGAAGGAGGUCGAUGAGUUGAAAAAGCAAUUAGUGGAGAGCGAAUCCAAGGUUGAAGAAUUAAAGAAAGAAAUUAGUUCGUCACAAGAGAAACUUCUUGAACUUGGUAAGGCAGCCGAAGAAGAAGCGAAGCGUAUUUCAGAUGCCGAGGAAGUUAUUCGCGCAACGCACAGCGAACUUGUCGAGAAACUUAAUGCCGACCACAAAGCUAUCUUGGAGAGUUUACAGGCCCAAUUGGUAGAAGCCGAGAAUGCUAAAGCAGCAGCUCAGGAAGCUUCUUUGGCGGCUCUCGAAGAGGCAAAAGAAGCUGCAUCUUCGAAGGGAGCCACCGAACAUGCUGAAGCUUUGGAAAAGUUAAAGGUUGAACAUGGUGCUGCUUUGGAUGCACUAAAUGCAGAGUUGGCAGCUGCUAAGGAAACUAAUACUGCCGAGCAAGCUAAAGCUUUAGAGGCCGUCAAUGCCGAAUUAGCUGCGGCUAAGGAGGCAAAUGCCGGCGCUAUCGCUGCCGCUGCCGAGAAGGAGGCCGAGAUUAUGGAUUUGAAAGUUCAACUUGAGAAAGCCAUCGCAGAGUGUGCAGCCGCAACUGAGUCACUAAAAGCUUUGCAAGCCGAGCAUGAUGAAAGAGUUAAGGCCUUAGAGUCGGAUUUCGAAUCCAAAGUUAGUGCUCAUGCAGACUCUCUGGAAGAGUUGAAGAAGACUUUGGCUGAGGAGCACAAUGCUGCUGUGGAGGCAUUGAAGAUUGCCCAUUCCGAGGAAAUUGCAAAGGGAAACACCGACGCUUCAUCCACCUACGAAACUCAAAUCGCUGAGUUGACCACCAAGCAUGAAGAAAACCUGGCAACCAUUCAAAAGCAGCUCAACACCCAAGCUGACGAGCAUGCAAGCGCCUUGGAGGAGUUGAAGAAAACUUUGACGGAAGAGCACAACAUCGCUCUUGAUGCAUUGAAGUCCGCUCACUCGGAGGAGCUUGCGAAGGGUAAUACCGAUGCCUCUUCGACCUAUGAAACCCAGAUUGCUGAAUUGACUGCAAAACAUGAGGAGAGCUUGGCUAUCGUUCAAAAACAACUUGAUGAUGUUCUCGAGGCUCAGAAGGCUUUGGAAUCUGCUCAUGCUGAGAAGGUAUCAAGCUUAGAAGGCGAGGUUUCGAGUCUCAAAGAGAGCUUUGAAAAGACGUCCAUAGCACUGGCAGCAUCAGAGAAGGAAAUUUCAGAAGCUAAGGCUGAGGCUGAGUCGGCCAAGAAAGAACUUGCUUUUGCUCAAGAGCAAGUUGCUCAAUUGACUGAAAAAUUGGAUGGCUUGCAAUCUACUGGUACUGAGUCGGAAUCCGCUUUAACGGCUGCCAAGGAGGAAUUGGAAAAAUCCAAGGAGGAAGUUAUUGCACUUCAAAAGGCUUUGGAGCAACUUGGUUCUGAUGGAAAAGACAAGGAUGAGUUACAUAGUAAGAUCCAGGCGGAGCUUGCAACAACUGUCCAGUCAUUGGAUGAGAAGACCAAGGAAAUUUCCGAACUUUUGGAGAAACACGCACUGGAAACUUCGACACUUAAUGAGAAGCACUUGAAAGAAUUGGAAACUAUUUCAAACGACUAUCAAAAAGAAAUUGAUGCAUUAUCGGGAGACUCUGGUAUCAGAGAUGAAUUUAAUGCAUUAAAGAGCAAGCAUGAAGAACUUACCAAGACCCAUACCGAGAUCUUGGAAGCUCAUCAGCAGGAACUCGAAAAGGCAAAGCAAUGCCACGCUGCAGCAAUUGUUGAACUCGAUAACAAUGAUAAAGCUCAUCAGCGUGCAUUGGAAGAUUUGAAGACAAAUCAUGCCAAGGCAUUGGAUGAAGCACAUGAUAGAGCUAUAUCCGCUAGUCAUUCUUCCCAUUCUUCGGAACUACAACAGCUCGAACAUAGUCAUGCUGCUGCCAUUGCUGAGUUGAAAUCCGAGUACGAGAAAACUCAUGCAAAGGCAUUGGAUGAUGUACAUGGCCAAGCAAUUUCCGCCGCUCAAAAAGCACACGAGCAGGAAUUGGAGAAAUUGAUUCUUAGCCACGCUGAAGAUGUCGCUACAUUAAAGGCACAGCAUGCUACAGCUCAAUUAACCCACGACGAAGCUAUUGCCGCAUUGAAGGCAGAGCAUGAAGCCAGUCUUGCUACUGCUUCGUCAGAUUCCGAGAGCCAAAAGGCCGCUCAAAAGGUUCACGAGGAAGAAAUCGAGAGAUUAAUUCAAAGCCAUGCUGAGGACAUCGCCGCAUUAAAGGCUCAACAUGCAACUGCUCAAUCGAAUCAUGAUGAAGCAAUCGCCGCUUUGAGGGCAGAGCAUGAAGCCAAUCUUGCUACUGCUUCAACAAGUCUUGAAAGUCAAAAGAGUGCUCAACAAGCUCAUGAACAAGAAUUAGAGAGAUUGAUUCAAAGUCAUGCCGAAGAUAUUGCAACCUUGAGGGCAGAGCAUGAAGCCAAUCUUGCUACUGCUUCAACAAAUCUUGAAAGUCAAAAGAGUGCUCAACAAGCUCAUGAACAGGAAUUAGAAAGAUUGAUGCAAAGUCAUGCCGAAGAUAUUACCGCCUUGAAAGCACAACAUGCGACUGCUCAAUCAUCGCACGAUGAAAUAAUCGCCGCUUUAAAAGCUCAACAUGCAACUGCUCUAUCAACUCAAGAUGAAGUAAUUGCCGCUUUGAAAGCAGAUUUUGAAGCUAGUCAUGCCACCGCUUCAUCGGAUCUCGAGAAACAAAAGGCCCUAGAGGCUGAGUUGCAAGCUGAGAUUACCAGAUCCAAACAAUCUUUACAUUCAGCGCAAGAUGAGUUGGAAGCUCUUAAGCAAGAUUUGGCUGUGGAGAAGAUUGCCAAGGCUAACGCUGAGGCUGAUUUGGAUGCUGCAAGAAACGUAAAGUUGGAUACUUCUGAAGUCGAUGCCUUACGUCAAGAAUUACAAGCUCUCAAGUCUCAACAUGAGGCUGCUCUUACAUCAGCCAAACAGGAAUCGGCAAUGGCCACCCAAGAGCUUGCAGCUAGUAAAUCACAACUAGAAACAGAAAAAGCUGAACUUGAGAAGGAGAAAGCUGCUCUUGAACAAAAAGUCAAGACCAGCAAGGAUGAUUACAAAACCAUGCACGAGUCUAUGACAGAAUUGCUUGAAGAGACUAGCAAAGAUUGUGAAACACUCGAUGCUCGUCUAAAGGAAGCCGAAGCUCAACUUAAGGUCAAGGAUGCUGAACUUGCUGAGGCAAAGACCAAGCUCCCAACUACAUCCCCACCAAAGACACCAACAUUUGGAGGAAUUUUUUCUAGAGGAUUCGCCGAUACUGAUGGUAAGGACUUCAAUGGAACGGGUGAAAGCACAGAUGCAGUAGCUACACCUGAAACAAAAGCUAGAGUUACGGUUGAACAAUUAGAGAAGAUGAAUGAAGAUUUGAAGAAAGAUAAUAUGAGGUAG
Molecule: messenger RNA, 4344 nt
Organism: Sclerotinia sclerotiorum 1980 UF-70
Lineage: Eukaryota; Fungi; Ascomycota; Leotiomycetes; Helotiales; Sclerotiniaceae
Exons: 4
Coding region: 1-4344 (1447 amino acids)
Source: RefSeq, a predicted model, not a curated record